Messenger RNA from Cordyceps fumosorosea ARSEF 2679, 1407 nucleotides. RefSeq names its product Peptidase M24A, methionine aminopeptidase, subfamily 2. Lineage: Eukaryota; Fungi; Ascomycota; Sordariomycetes; Hypocreales; Cordycipitaceae. Gene Ontology annotation, biological process: proteolysis. Bases 1 to 1407 code for a protein of 468 amino acids. The transcript is spliced from 6 exons. The record is from RefSeq and is a predicted model, not a curated record. Gene Ontology annotation, molecular function: metalloaminopeptidase activity.
AUGGGCUCCAAAACUCUGGAAGAUGAGGAUCCCGGAAGGCAAGACGCACCGCCUUCAAACGGGUCCAACGCCGUUGGCGGCGAACCGCGCGGAAACCACAUCUCUCGGGAUGGUGACGGGUGCAUGGGAAGCGACGGAUGCGAUGAAGACAAUGACGAUGAUGCCGAGGCAAAAGCCGCGGCUUCCACCGCCGCGCUAACCCCAACUGCUGCCCCGGAUACAAACAUCAAGAAGAAACGUAAGCGAGCCAAGAAGAAGAAGGCGUCCGCAGCAUCCAAGCAGUCGUCGCCACCUCGGAUUCCGCUGGAUGGAUUGGUGACGUCGGGAGAGUUUAAGCCCGGCCAGCUCAUGAACUACAACGCACCGCUAGACACGACUCUGCGAGCCAAGGCCGUGGAGCUGCGCCGGGGAAGGUGGCCCAACCUGGAGGAUGCUGAAUUUCUCAACAACUACAGGAAAUCAGCCGAGGUACAUCGCCAGGUCAGGCGCUGGGUUCAAGACACCGUCAAGCCAGGCCACACACUGACCGAGAUUGCCGUCGGCAUCGAGGAUGGCGUCAGGGCACUCUUGGGAAACCAAGGCCUAGAGCCAGGGAUGUCCCUCCGGUCCGGCUUAGGCUUCCCGACAGGCCUGUCACUGAACAACUGCGUGGCUCACUAUACGCCCAAUCCCGGGCGAAAAGACACCGUUCUUCAGUAUGACGACGUCAUGAAGGUCGACUUUGGCGUACAAAUCAACGGCUGGAUCGUCGACAGUGCUUUUACCAUGUCGUUUAAUCCGACGUAUGACAACCUGUUAGCCGCUGUCAAGGACGCCACCAAUACCGGUAUACAGACCGCUGGCAUCGACGUGCGCAUCUGUGAUGUCAGCGCCGCCAUCCAGGAGACUAUGGAGAGCUACGAAGUCGAGAUUCGCGGCAAGGUUUACCCCGUGAAGCCAGUGCGCAAUCUCUGUGGGCACGACAUCAAGCAUUACCACAUCCACGGCGAAAAGAUGAUUCCAUUUACCAAACACUCGGAUGAAACGAAGAUGGAGGAGGGCGAAGUCUUCGCGAUUGAGACAUUCGGAUCAACGGGCCGCGGAUACACCCGCGAGGAGAAUGGCAUCUACGGAUACGGGCUGAACGAUGACGCACCACCGCGUGUAAAUUUUCCCCUAAGCUCGGCCAAUCGUGUUUUUAAGACUAUCAAGGAGAACUUUGGUACGCUGGUCUUUGCGCGCCGAUACCUAGAACGCCUUGGAGUCGAUCGCUACGUGGCUGGGCUCAAUUGCCUUGUCGAAAACGGCAUCUUGGAAGCAUAUGCUCCGUUGGUUGACAUCGCUGGCUCCUAUUCUGCCCAGUUCGAACAUACCAUUCUACUUCGAGAACCGUACAAGGAAGUUAUUAGUCGUGGAGACGACUACUAA